AUGCCGCCUAGUCGCUCCUCAACUCUCUCUGUCACUUCCCUCCCCAAGUCGCCAUCGGUGUCCUCCUCGCCCACGGAGCCCGGUUCUUUAAGCCCCACUGUCACCGCCACCAGCGAUACUCCUCCCAACCCUUCGCCCUCUCGCUCCCGCACCAUGUCGCUGCCUGAGGUCGGUGAGGCUGGCAAUGACCAAGCUGCCGGUGCUGCCUCCAACCCACAGCUACAAGACCUCGCCACCCUCAUGAAGGAGAUGAGCGCCAAGAUGGACGGACUGGCGACCCAGACGUCGAUCACAUCCCUCAACCGCAAGCUCGACCGUAUCCAGCAGACGGUAGACAGUGUCCGCUCAAUCGCGAUCGCAAGUGCACUCCACGCCCGUAACACCAACACGAAGGUUACAGCUAUUCUUGAGAUCCUGUCUCGUUUGGACACGGAGCCAGUGGUUGAGGUCGUGUUGUAA
This is a messenger RNA of Vanrija pseudolonga, 459 nucleotides long. RefSeq lists its product as uncharacterized. The record is from RefSeq and is a predicted model, not a curated record. The transcript has 2 exons. Lineage: Eukaryota; Fungi; Basidiomycota; Tremellomycetes; Trichosporonales; Trichosporonaceae. The coding region runs from base 1 to 459 and encodes 152 amino acids.